This is a messenger RNA of Glossina fuscipes, 1072 nucleotides long. It is a transcript of the gene Ttc19, whose product is annotated as tetratricopeptide repeat protein 19 homolog, mitochondrial. Gene Ontology annotation, molecular function: protein binding. Gene Ontology annotation, cellular component: mitochondrial inner membrane. Gene Ontology annotation, biological process: mitochondrial respiratory chain complex III assembly. The coding region runs from base 16 to 1053 and encodes 345 amino acids. Lineage: Eukaryota; Metazoa; Arthropoda; Insecta; Diptera; Glossinidae. The transcript has 4 exons. The record is from RefSeq and is a predicted model, not a curated record.
AUUUUAUUUACAGCAAUGAUUUCAUAUUUAAAAUAUUUUCCAAAAAAGUUUGUUAGACUUGUAUGUUGUUCGAUUUUACAUAAAAGUAUUACGCAAAAGGAAUUUCAAUGGCAACGUAGCGUAUAUAAUAAUGUGCGACUUUUUAAUCAAAAGAAAACAGAUCCAAGAUGCAAUGUAUUAAUAUUUUCCUCUAUUUUGGGAUGGCUUGGACUUACGUCAGAAGAUGAAGAGACUCCAGAGGACAAAUUAAUUACGACAAUCAAGAGAUCCAUAUUGUGUAUACAGCGUGAACAAUAUGAUAAAGCGGAACAAAUGCUCCAUCUUGCGUUAAGAAUGGCUCAAGAUCUCCAGAGCAAGGAUGGUAUAACAUAUGUUUAUGAUGUUAUGGCGAAUUUAGCAAUGGAAAGGGAGCAGUUUAAAAAAGCUGAAAAGUUAUUUGCCGAAGUCAUUAGAAGAUUGCUUGCAGCUGGUUACGUUGAAGAUAGUUUAAAGAUUUUACACAUCAGCUCCAAGAUAGCACACAUGGCACUAACGCAAGGAUAUUUUGAAAAAGCCACGCUCGGAUUUAUUUGGGUUCUGGAGAAACUCGAGGAGUAUCUGCGGAAAGUUCCCGAUGACGCCGAAGCCCAGGAACUUUGGGGCCUAACAAAGAAUUGGUUUGGCGAAUUACUUAUGAAGCAAGGCAAAUAUAAGGAAGCUAAAAAAAACUUCGAAGAUGCUCUAGAUUGUCGAAUCAAAAUUCAUGGGGCUUUUAACGAUGAAUGUGUUUCUAUUUUAAACAGCCUAAGCGUGGUCUGUGUAAACAUGGAAAAUAUUAUUGAAGCUAAACAGUUUCUAUUGCGCGCAGUCGACUUGAUGAAAAAAAUUAAGGAUACAACACAAGAAGGUAUUGUACUGGCAAAUUUGGGAAUGGUUUAUUUACGGGAAGGCUUACAGACUCAAGCAAAGGACUCUUGCUCGCGGGCUUUGAAAAUGGCGGCAAAAGAAAAGGAUGACGAUUUAUUAAAGCAGGCUGAACACUGUUUAACCCAAGUAAAAAUGGCAAUGAAAUAAAAAAUUUUAUUUUAAGUAU